Aspergillus luchuensis is the source of this 1413-nucleotide messenger RNA. Its product is annotated as CCCH zinc finger protein. The coding region runs from base 1 to 1413 and encodes 470 amino acids. Gene Ontology annotation, molecular function: metal ion binding. The record is from RefSeq and is a predicted model, not a curated record. NCBI's taxonomy places the organism in Eukaryota, Fungi, Ascomycota, Eurotiomycetes, Eurotiales, Aspergillaceae. The transcript is spliced from 4 exons. Gene Ontology annotation, cellular component: nucleus.
AUGACAGAAGAUCAGGAUCUGAUGGCCAAAAUCAGCCAGCUUGCUGGUCAGAUCAAUAGGCACAAAACUCAACAGUCUCAGCCUGAGUCUCCCUACAGUAGUGAAAUAGCUCCAGGCCAACACGUUUCGCGGCAUGUUUCCUACCGAGGUCGCGGGUGGGCGCCUUAUCGUGGACGACACUACUCACGAGGCCGUCAUGUAGCUCCCCAUCGCCACCGUACCCUCAUCCUCAACAACGCAACAUCAGGUACACCUGGAUCGGCUACUCCAGCUGGCACGGGGACUGAUACAGACGGUGAGGCGCGAUCUGCAACACCAAAUGAGUGGGUUGUGAAACGCGAUCGUCAUAUGCAGCUCAUCAACACUUCGAUAUACGACAAAGAGACACAAGCGAGGACGAAGGCGAUGGAGGAGAGUCGCCAGGCCAAGGCGCAAAAGAGAGCACAGGUCGAGCAGGCGAGAGUUAUGAAUUACGCACAGGGCGUCGGCAGAGUCCAUCCUACGGGCUUCGCGGCUCCUCAGGUGUCAACUACUGCAGACCCGUCAGGGGAGUAUCAGGUUUUCGUCAACGACAUACCGUUUCGGGUGUCGCGCGGUGGUGGCAAGCUGAUCCGAGUGUCUGGUGCGUGCGCUGUAGAUGCUCUGGUCAAGCGAACUAGCUUACCGGUCAUAGAUAAUCCGAAUACUGCCAACGCUACGCCAAAACGAGUGACAGUGGCAGGCGUCGCUUUUGUCCGGAGCAAGAACGGAAAUCUCCACCGCUUGGGUGCUGUUACAUCAAAAAGAAAACCAAUGACGGUCAAGAAGAGGAACGCGCUUUGCCAGCGAUUCACUACGACGGGCAGCUGUUACAAAGGACCAACAUGUCCCUAUAUUCACGACCCGAACAAGGUUGCAAUGUGCAAGGACUUCCUCCAGACUGGUCAAUGCAAUGCAGGUAUAAGUUGUGAUCUCUCUCAUGAGCCCUCGCCCCACAGAUCCCCUGCCUGCGUGCAUUUCCUGCGAGGGCGCUGCUCCAACCCCGAAUGUCGCUAUGCCCAUGUUCGUGUGACCCCGGGCGCUCCUGUGUGCAGGGACUUUGCGGUUUUAGGAUAUUGCGAAAAAGGUGCCGAAUGCGACCAACGACACGUUCACGAAUGCCCAGACUAUGCGAAUGAGGGUGUUUGCAACAAGAAGCGCUGCCGCCUCCCCCAUGUUGAUCGGGCAGGACAGAUCAGGAAAAAUGCCGCUUCUAAGACAGAUGCUACGGGCCUUGCGGAAGAGUCUGACGCAUCCAGCGAGGAAGAAGAGUACGAUGAGAUUGACACGGAUGACGUUGAUUCGGACGAUCUCGAUGAGGAUGAGCCCCAACUCAUCGCGCCCGAGUCAGAUACUGGCGAGGUGUCGCAACAACAGGACUACAUCCGUCUCUAA